This is a messenger RNA of Portunus trituberculatus (swimming crab), 1443 nucleotides long. Its product is annotated as oplophorus-luciferin 2-monooxygenase non-catalytic subunit-like. Lineage: Eukaryota; Metazoa; Arthropoda; Malacostraca; Decapoda; Portunidae. The record is from RefSeq and is a predicted model, not a curated record. The transcript is spliced from 3 exons. Bases 106 to 1281 code for a protein of 391 amino acids. Gene Ontology annotation, cellular component: membrane. Gene Ontology annotation, molecular function: protein binding.
CCUGCCUUACUGGACGCACCACAGAGGCUCGUCCAAGCCCCAAGUGAGAAAGUCAAGGCGUGGCCAGUGUAUGUACCGCAUGGCUGGAAAUACCUCGCUGGUGAAAUGAGACGUUCUGGAAAGCAUGAUGGACGAGGGUGGCCUGCUCUGGGGCUCCCACACCCUGAUAAGAUAACACUUCCUUACUUAAAACGAUUGGAGACAGAAGGGAGUUUAUCAUCUGCCUUCGAGAACACUACCAGUCUAGCCAUGACGAGCCUCCUGGUGCUCCUGCUGGUGGCGGCGGCGGCGGCAACGCGACCUUGUCCUGACGCUAAUGCCAUCUAUCCGUGUACCUGCACUACAGAGGACAUAGGCACUGCCAUCCAUCUAAACAUGGACUGUUCUGAUGUCACCAGCGACUCUAGGCUGCAGUCCGUGUUUCAGGCGAGUUUUCCCUUCAGUAAUUUUUGGAGCUUAACCAUCAAUCCAGUAAUUUCCCAUCCUGCUCUCACCACACUCAGUCCCUACGUGUUCGGCGAGGUGACCUUCGUGCAUGUUCUUAUCGAUAACACAUACAUCCAUACCGUCCACGAGGAGGCUUUCUCGGCGUCCCACUCCACUCUUACCAACCUCACGCUCAUCAACAGCAAGAUCAAUGAGUUCCCAUUUGAGACGAUGGCUUCGUUCCUUCAUCUGCGCAACCUGAGUCUGUCCAACAACAGGUUCCCCUCGUUGCCCAAUCUGGAGUCCACUUCGUUGGAGGUGCUUGACCUCUCACAUAACACGGCCUUGACCUUUACCCAGGACACGCUAAAGGGCACUCCACAGCUGAGGGACAUUUACCUCCACAACAUGGACAUCACCUACUUCCCCGCUAACGUGUUCAGCAGUCUCAAUAGGCUCAAACUCGUCGACCUCUCAAACAACGUCCUAAAGGGGAAGCUGGAACAGGCCAUCUUCCGCGUGCCGCUCGACUCCGUGGAGGAAAUAAGGCUGAACGACAAUAGCAUCACUGGCAUCGCGUCCACCGCCAUCACAGGUAUGCACAGGACGGCCACGGUUGACUUCAGUAACAACCAUAUCACCGCGCUGGAGUGGGAUGACUGGUAUCCCUUGCUAGACCAGCUCACCGGAGUGGGGGCGGUUGAUCUCUCAGGUAAUCCUCUGCAGUGCUCCUGUGACCUGGUGUGGCUACUGCUGGACGAAGACGAGCUGGAUAAGAUAACCGACACGACCACCUGUGUGGAUGGCACCCCUAUGAAGAACGUGGAUAUCAACGACCUACUCCUUAUGUGUUAACGCGGUGGCACCGAGGGCGGUGGACGCGAAGGCUAUGCUAGUUUGAAAGAUGCUCGAUCACUAUAAAAAAAAAAAAAAACGAUGUUUCUAUAAAAAUACGUAGACAGUACAAUAUGACACAUAAACACACCCUAUGAACGAAUAAAGUUACAUGAAAAGAUA